AUGGCCGCAAAGCGUCCCCGCGCGACCUUUGAGGCCGAUCAGGCUGACUUGCGACCUCCAUACGCAGUAUACGCAAGAGGUGACCGACGAGCGGGGAGGAAGCGCCUCCAUGGCGCCUUUACUGGUGGCUUCAGUGCAGGCUACUUCAACAGCGUUGGCUCAAAAGAAGGCUGGACCCCGGCCACUUUCGUCUCCUCUCGCCAAAACCGCGCCCGCGAUGCGAAAGAUGCGAAACAACAAUCCCAACAACGACCCGAGGAUUUUAUGGACGAAGAGGAUUUGAGGGAGCAGGAGGAGUCGCGCAAUUUAGAAACCGCGGAGGGGUUCGCUGGAUUCGGUUCCACAGACACAGAUCCCACCCGACGGACGGGACUCAUGGACUUGCUCAAAACCGGUGGCGAGACAAUGGGUGUUAAACUUCUGAAGAAAAUGGGAUGGCGUGAAGGCCAGGGAAUUGGGCCCAAAGUACGACGCAAGGCAGAUCUGGGCGAUACCUCGGCUCCAGGUGGCGGGGGAGCCGACAAGACAUAUCUCUUCGCACCUGAGAAUCCACCGAUGGUCUCAUUCGUCCGAAAAUCCGAUAACAAGGGCCUGGGAUUUGCAGGAGAGUCACGACUGGCACCUCAGGAGACUUCACAAGAGGAACCCGAAGAGGUAGAUUCGUUUUUUGGUGGCCGUCUUGCCGACCAAACAAAAUCCGCUAAAUUACCCAAGGCCAAACAACCGCGUCGAGGGGGCCUUGGAGUCGGCAUCCUCAAUGACACUGGAUCCGACGACGAAGACCCUUACUCCCUAGGGCCUCAAAUCUCUUAUAAUAUAACCAUUGGUGGUGAUAAAAAGAAGAAGAAGAAAAGCAGAGCAGACGAAGGGAAACCUACAAUCGCCUCCUCGAACCCCCUGCUCGGCGAAAAGCCUGUUUUCAUUUCCAAAAAGGUGGUUGCUGCUCGAGGAGCUGGAGGAUUUAGAAAAUGCCGCGAUGGACGCUUACCGCUGGACGGUUUCGUCCUUGCCGAUGGUCUUUCCGGCCUCGCCAUUUCUGACAAGAAAUACGACCCUCCCACGAUCCCUGAGGGCUGGAAGCCUGCUAAGCAACCAACUUCUAAUGACCAAAAUACUUCAGGGUAUGUCUCCACGGCGGAUGCCGCCAAAUCAUCAAUACUCGAUCCUACAUCCCGAGCUGCAGUCCUAGGCGAGACCCAACUACCUGGAAAAUCCGUUUUCGAUUGGAUGACUCCCGAGGCUCGCGAGCGAAUUGCGAAGCUCACUGGCAAUGCCAAUCUACCUCCCGCCCUCGGCGAGGGUGCUCCAAAGGGCUAUGAAAUGUCGGAUUCGCAAAGACGAAAAGACCUGUGGGAUCUAGUUCCAAAAUUAGACAAACAAACAGCUGUCCAGGCUUUAACUCGGGCUGUCAGCGGGUGGAUGCCCUACUCGGAGGAUGAGGAGAAACGAGCACGCUAUCGCAACUUCCUCGAGGUUCGGGCAGAGAUACGCGACACCCUUCCGGACCGGUUGCAGGGGUCCAGCACCGAUGAUUGGGUCAACGAGAUGCAUGAGUUUGCGCGUGCUGCGGAGGUCUUCAAACCCAUGUCUAAUAUUAUGGCGUCCCGAUUCACGUCAGCUUCCUCGGGGCCCAAGGUUGCUUCAGAUGCACCCGACUCCGAUGACGACCCACUGAGUCGGCCCAAUGAGAAACCGGACGACCCGGCCGUGGCAGCUGCUAAGAUCGGAAUGUUUGGACCAAUGACCCGAAGCACUACAUCCUUCUAUCCAUCGCGUCUUCUUUGCAAGCGAUUCAAUGUUAAGCCCCCGUCACAUGUUCAAUUAGAUCCCGGGGAACCACCAACAGCCUCCGAGUCAGGUUCUGGAUCACGCUUCCAGCCUGGUGGCUCUCAACCCGACACCAAGGCCAGAGAACUGAUCUCACAAGACGUGAUGGAUAUGAUCAUGGCGGAAACAGGCCGUGGGCCUGCUUCUACCAACUCUGGGACCACAGGGCAAAAUCAAGCGAGUUCCCCUGUCCCUCCUCCGGUUGUAGAACCCGAACGCAAUGAUGCACUCGAAGCCGAGCGACCGGGCGAUGAUGUCUUCAAGGCCAUUUUCGGCAGUGACGACGAAGAUGAGGAUGAGGACUAA
Molecule: messenger RNA, 2133 nt
Organism: Penicillium waksmanii
Lineage: Eukaryota; Fungi; Ascomycota; Eurotiomycetes; Eurotiales; Aspergillaceae
Exons: 3
Coding region: 1-2133 (710 amino acids)
Biological process (GO): mRNA processing
Cellular component (GO): nucleus
Molecular function (GO): RNA binding
Source: RefSeq, a predicted model, not a curated record